GAAUUUCUCGAUUGUGGUGAUUUUACAUAAUUAUCAUACUGCCGUGCAGUAAAACAUAGUUGAAUGUUGAUGAGUUUGACGAAGUGAGUACUGACAAAUAAAUUCGUACAUACCAUUUGUAUCGAGUAAAUUUGAUAACUGAGAGCAAAUCACCAUGACAACAAUUGAUCAAAUUUUCAAAGUGGAACUUUCGUACUUUCGAAACACACAGAUAGUUUCAUUAGUAAGCUAUCUCAUGUCUUCUCACGUAAUCAGAGAAGGUUAUGCUUGUUCCUAUGAUCGAGCAAUAACAACAAAUGACACAGUAAGUUAUCAACGUUGUGAAUUAAACAGCUCAUCAACAAAUGAAAUAUUAAAUCAAGAGACUAUGAAUCGUGAAAAACAGGAAGCGGUAGGUUCACCAGACGAUAAAUUUUUGGCACGUUCACUGGUAAAUGACGUUACUCAAGAUGCAUUCAAAGUGGAACUUAGGAAAGACAAUGAAAUACUUCACUUAAGCAAUGAUCAGAAUAACAUUGAAUUAAAUUUAGCAGAAGAUGAAACAUAUGACUCUGAUGACUCUAAUGCAUAUGUGAGAAGACGUGUGGCAGAACUUAACUUGGAAUUAUCGAAGGAAAAAGAAUAUUUUGCUGAUAACUAUGAAAAAAAGACAGGACGUGUAAAUUUUCAUCCACAACUUUUUUAUUCACGGAUAAUAAGCCAGAAUAGUUGUGAGGACUUAAAUGAUUUCAGCGAAGACGAAAUAAACGAGUUGAAGAAUUUAAGUCAUGAUGAUGAUGAUACAAUGAAUAAGUCAAUUAUGAACGCAAAUCCAAGAUAUUCCCAACAGCGGACGUCUGUUAUACCAGGACCUGUUAAUAUCAGUGAGAAUAACUUGGGCGGAUAUGAGUCUCUCAUCUCAAAAGAAAGUAAUGUAGAGGAGGCCGACAAAAAUUUGAUUGACAAUACAAAUGUUACACAUACAGACGAAGUAAUAAGGACGAAGAAGUACCGAAAAACUCCAAUCAACGAGCGAGAUAACAAUAUUACUAAAAUAAUAACUAAGCAUGUAAGUAAUCAAAAAAAUGAAAGGACAUGUAAUUCUCAGUUUCAAAAUAACAAUGAUAAGCCGUUAACCGAGAAAGCGAAGGAGAAUUCUAUCCAAGUAAGUGAUAAAUUACAAGGUUAUUUGCAUUUAUCUGAAACAUUAGUAAAUUAGUAGUCGCAUACUGCUCACAACAGUCCUUUUUCGACUAAGUGUCAAGGUCAAAUGUGAUUACCACUUUGAGGUGUUUACUCUGGAGAUGAGUGGAGAAUUCGCAAAAGCCUUGUAAUCUUUAAUUUAAUCCUUGGUUUUUCGAUUACUAACUAAUUAGUAACUUAGUCUUAUCUUGGUUAUAUAUAUCCUAGAGUUGAAAAAGGUUAGGUGAUUUAUAGUUUCAAACAUUUCUGCAGCUGUUCUCUAAGUGGAAAACAAUGCUAAAGAAAGCUUCGAUUGAUCUAACACUGAUUAGCCGUCCGCCAUAAGUCAGUUUACCGUAGAUAAAUUUAAUGUUUCACUUCAUUUUUUCGAAAAUGGUAUAUUUAAACAAAGAAACUGUUUUCAAAAUACACUACUGAUUUUCUGAAUUCAUAAAGGUGUGGCAUCGACUUAAAUAUCAGGAAUACAUGGAAGUUAAGGUGGAGGAGAGGGAAAAACACAAAAGAGGACAUAUUCUAAAAAAAGGUUAAAUUCUGAUAACAAUAAAUGUAGUACAAUAUAUAUUUGAAAAAAUAAAUAGGGAAACCCUUAAAAUGAAUGUAUUCUUACACAAAACUCGUCUGAAUUUCCAUGAAAAUUAGAUUGCAGAUAAAAAAUCACGUGAUCAGAAAUUAUCAAACUGGUUAAGAGCUAAAGUUUUACAAAGAAAAAGUGAAGAGGAAAUGAGACGAUAUGAAAAUGAAGAACAACAACAUCUGAAUGUUGUGCAUUCCAGAGAGGCAUGUGAGCAGGCAUUUAAACAGUGGCUGAAGAGAAAAAAUCGUGAGGCGAAAGAACAAAAACGGAGGGCGAAAGAGCGGAUGAAAAUCACACAACAGUUAAUGAGAGGUAAUCAUGAUUGGCAACAGUUCAUGAAAAACAUCCGAAAAUUCGACGUAUUUAAGAUCCUACUUUGAGCGAAAAUAUUUAAUCUAUUACGUGUUGCACAAUGCAUGUGGUUUCGACAAGUCAAAGCGGAAAUCAUUUUCACGUUCAUUUUUACUGAGUACGCGUUCGAAAUGUUGAAAAUUAGGGUGAGAGUAUUCGAUAUGUUUUAUUGUAACACGAAAUAUGAAGUACUUUCUUAUUAACAGACUCGUCUUAUUUCAUUGUUUACCAAAAAAUGUUGAAUGUAAUGUAAGCCCAGUUGACGUAGCAAGCUAAAACUAUCAUUCAGGGAAG
Molecule: messenger RNA, 2401 nt
Organism: Schistosoma mattheei
Lineage: Eukaryota; Metazoa; Platyhelminthes; Trematoda; Strigeidida; Schistosomatidae
Source: the annotation of a GenBank genome assembly